This is a messenger RNA of Vanderwaltozyma polyspora DSM 70294, 261 nucleotides long. RefSeq names its product RNA-binding protein LSM5 (gene LSM5). Gene Ontology annotation, cellular component: U4/U6 x U5 tri-snRNP complex; U6 snRNP; Lsm1-7-Pat1 complex. Gene Ontology annotation, molecular function: RNA binding. The record is from RefSeq and is a predicted model, not a curated record. Gene Ontology annotation, biological process: mRNA splicing, via spliceosome. Lineage: Eukaryota; Fungi; Ascomycota; Saccharomycetes; Saccharomycetales; Saccharomycetaceae. Bases 1 to 261 code for a protein of 86 amino acids. The transcript has a single exon.
AUGAGUGAAACCGAAGUUAUAUUACCUUUGGAGAUUAUUGACAAGACAAUUAACCAACCAGUAUGGAUUAUAUUGCAAUCUAACCGUGAAUUUACCGGUAAAUUAGUAGGUUUCGACGAUUUUGUAAAUGUUAUUAUUGAAGAUGCUGUUGAAUACAUUACCGAUAACCAUAACCAGUGCGAUACCGAAUUGAGACAUCACGGUAGAAUGCUUUUAAGUGGGAACAACAUCGCUAUGUUAGUGCCAGGUGGUAGAAGGUAG